This is a messenger RNA of Penicillium robsamsonii, 354 nucleotides long. RefSeq lists its product as uncharacterized. Lineage: Eukaryota; Fungi; Ascomycota; Eurotiomycetes; Eurotiales; Aspergillaceae. Bases 1 to 354 code for a protein of 117 amino acids. The transcript is spliced from 3 exons. The record is from RefSeq and is a predicted model, not a curated record.
AUGGCCACCGCCGCCCAUGGAUUCCCAUUCGAUGGGAGCGUUUACUAUUCACAUCCUGGUGGUGCAAUGAUCGAAGCAAGACGGCAUGCUUUGAUCUUUGAUAGCCUCCUCUUUGGUCUUGUCGAAGGCCAGCUGAUAUCUAAGAAUAUAACACAUAUUCAAUCUGAUGACCCAGAGCAGCAACUAUGGAUCAAAACGGAAUGGAUCUAUAUGGGACGGUGCUCGUGGCUCCGCCAUCUAGAACACCAAUCGAGUUCUGGACUUUUUCUGAUACCUGCGACAGGGAUCUACAAGGAUUAUUGCUUGAGUAUUGCUGCCGAUCAUCUCCUCGAUAAGGGGUAUAGUAUGGUCUAG